Molecule: messenger RNA, 6303 nt
Organism: Gavialis gangeticus (Gharial)
Lineage: Eukaryota; Metazoa; Chordata; Crocodylia; Gavialidae
Gene: CREB1
Product: cAMP responsive element binding protein 1
Exons: 10
Coding region: 449-1432 (327 amino acids)
Biological process (GO): regulation of transcription by RNA polymerase II
Cellular component (GO): ATF4-CREB1 transcription factor complex; nucleus
Molecular function (GO): DNA-binding transcription factor activity, RNA polymerase II-specific; protein binding; cAMP response element binding
Source: RefSeq, a predicted model, not a curated record
GGGGCCGCGGCGCGCUCGGCGCUUGCUCCCUGGCUGGCGCUCCUCAGUCGGCCGCUGCCUGCCUGUCGCCGGGCUGGGAGAGCCCGUGUGUGUGAGUGACGCGGCGGAGGUGUAGUUUGACGCGGUGUGUUACGUGGGGGAGAGAAUAAAACUGCGGCGAGAUCCGAGGCGCGAACGAAAGCAGUGACGGAGCCGCGCGGAGCCGGGAGGUGAAGAAAGUGAGGCAGAAGUUUCAGAGGCCUAGGACAUAUUUGUGUGGGGAAAAUAGCUGUUCCUUUCCCAGAUACCAAGAAUAAAGUGAAAAGAGAGAAAAUGAAAUGGAAUCAUCAUCCUCUUGAGUAGCCAGACCCACCUUUGGAUGCAAGGCAACAAUCUUAAACGAUUAUGAUCCUCAUUGACAGGCUUCAAGUGGAUGCUUAUAGGUGAAAACUUUAUUCUGUGUAACUAAAUGACCAUGGAAUCUGGUGCAGAGAACCAACAAAGUGGAGAUGCAGCCGUUACGGAGGCAGAAACCCAACAGAUGACCGUACAGGCACAGCCACAGAUUGCAACUUUAGCCCAGGUAUCUAUGCCGGCAGCUCAUGCAACAUCAUCUGCUCCCACUGUGACAUUAGUACAGUUGCCUAAUGGGCAGACAGUUCAGGUCCAUGGAGUUAUUCAGGCAGCCCAGCCAUCAGUUAUUCAAUCUCCACAGGUCCAAACGGUUCAAAUCUCCACUAUUGCAGAAAGUGAAGAUUCACAGGAGUCAGUAGACAGUGUCACAGACUCUCAGAAACGCAGAGAGAUCCUUUCCAGGCGACCCUCCUACAGAAAAAUUUUGAAUGACUUGUCCUCAGACGCCCCAGGAGUGCCAAGAAUUGAAGAAGAAAAGUCAGAAGAGGAGACAUCAGCACCUGCCAUCACCACUGUGACGGUGCCAACUCCCAUUUACCAAACCAGCAGUGGGCAGUACAUUGCCAUCACCCAAGGAGGAGCCAUACAGCUAGCCAACAAUGGUACAGAUGGAGUACAAGGCCUCCAGACAUUGACCAUGACCAAUGCAGCUGCAACCCAGCCUGGCACCACCAUUUUACAGUAUGCACAGACUACUGAUGGACAGCAGAUUCUUGUACCCAGCAACCAAGUUGUUGUACAAGCUGCCUCAGGAGAUGUGCAGACCUAUCAGAUUCGCACAGCACCCACCAGCACCAUUGCACCUGGUGUGGUCAUGGCAUCAUCUCCAGCACUCCCUACCCAGCCAGCAGAGGAAGCUGCACGAAAGAGAGAAGUGCGCUUAAUGAAAAACAGAGAGGCAGCACGUGAGUGUCGCAGGAAGAAAAAGGAAUAUGUGAAAUGUCUAGAAAACCGAGUUGCUGUGCUUGAAAACCAAAACAAGACAUUAAUUGAGGAGCUAAAAGCACUUAAAGACCUAUACUGCCACAAAUCAGAUUAAUUUUGGAUUCCCAUUUUCAUUUGUCAAGGUGGGAUAGAGACUAGUUUUGGCCACAACCAGAAAGACAAAGUAAACUUUUUAUUUUCUAAACAUUUCUUUUUUUCUAUGCGCAAAACUGCCUGAAAGCAACUACAGAAUUUAAUUCGUGUGUGCUUUGCAUUAAACUGUGAAUGUUCAAACACUUGCCUCCACUUCUCCCCCCAUCACCAAGUCUCCUGAGCAUGAUGAAGAAGAGAAGACUUCUUACUCAUCUUCCCAUCCUCUUCAAGGAGUAAUAAUGUUCAUUUUGUGAAGUUUUGCUGUGUGGAAGGGUUCUUUUAUAAUGAUUUCAAGAAUCUGUGCUGAGCUUUUUUGAUUGCCUUAGGGACACAGUCACCCCAGCCUCUUGGCCUGAAGUACUUUGUAGGCUACAUAUAUAGAAUAGGCCUGGUGCAAUGAAGAAGCAAUGGUUGCCAAAUUGAUGCAUGCUUUCACAUACUCAUUAUAACUGUAAAGAUAUACAGCUGAGUGGCAUGCCAAACAAAGGGAGCUCCACAAACAGAUUCUUUAUAUGGAGACAUGGGAGGGAAACUUCUUAAUAAAACAAGCCCAGGAGGCUUUUUGGUGUUUAAUCUGUAGUCUGUCCACCCCUCCUGGAUUGAUAAAACUUCUUCAUGCCUCAGAAACAAAUGCAUUAUGGCACCAAUUUUGGUCAGCUAUUGCUUCUUGGAGCAAUUAUGUGUAUUCAGUAUUCUGAACACAUGAAAAGAAAUCACCAACUGAAUGAAACAUAGUAAUAUUUGGAUGGGAAAUGAACUCAGAGUAAACAAAGGUACAGUAGCGGACAGCUUGUGUUUAGAAGAUAAUUUCAUGUAAAUGAGAGGAAUGCAUUAAAGCACUACUUGUUUUUAUGCAACUGAGCAGUUGAAGUAUAGCCAACUCCAUGUACAAAUUGAUUCGUGAAAAUGAAAUUUCUUUCUGGUAUCCCCCAUUCUUUCAAACAGUUUGGUUAUCUGCAUUACUUCACAUGAUCAUUGCUUUUCUAAAUUCUUUUUCAAAACUUGAGGCCCCUCUGUAUACUGAAAUUCAUAUUUUGGAGUGAUAUCUUGAUAUCCAGAAGGAUCUUGAACAUUGAGGAGGACUAAACAUGAAUAAAUAUUCCUCGCUAAAACCCACUCUUCAUGGAGCAAUGCAGAAGCUGUUUGAGGAAAAUAGCAAUUAUUAAUUUGCCCCUAUUAAGGUUAAAUUACAUAAUUUAUUCAUUGGAUUGGUAUUAAUAUAAAGGGUUGGACUGAGCAAAAGGUUCACACAUGUGAAGAAUUUUACUCUCAUUUCAAACAAUCAGGCUCUUUUGUGUGCACUGAAGGAACAGCUGUCUUUUCCCAGAAAUACAUUUCAAGAAACAGUAGAGGGUAUCAAAUUCAAAAGAGUGACUGCUGUACUCAACAUUCAUAUAUCCAUUAUGUGUCAAAAACAAUCAUGUUCAGUUUAGUUUAUCGGUCCUUUAAAGCCAGACUGAUAUGUUAACUUGGUCAUUUGAACUAAGUUUGCUUUGGGCCUCAGGUCCUGGUUACUAUUUCAACCUGUCUGUAUAUAGACAUCCAUACAAAGUCUCUGGUCUGUACAAAUACUGACCUAUCCAAAUAUUAGCUAUAUCAUAUAUUUUCCCAUUCCUUAAAUCUGUUUUAAGAUAAAUUUUCCAAUUUGAACUUAUUUUAAAGAGUUAUAGUCAGUGUGAUAUUAUAAUAAAAGAUUAUUGGGAGGACUAAAAGUAACUGAGUCAAAUAACUCUAGCAGUAUUAAAGGUUCUGGUUUCCUCAUUUGGGAGGGUGCAGUUUCCAAGAGACUUAAGAAUGAGCAAGGUUAAAAUCGGAGCAUUAUAAUUUAAUUUAGGGCUGUUGAUAACUUUGGGUCCAGUUUUGUUUGUAUGGAUGUGAAACAAAAAUGGAACAGAACUUUUGCAAGUACGAUAGGAUGAGUUUUCAAGUCUGAGUAAUUUUUAUACGUGGUCUAUUUUUAUCUGCCGUAAAGGAUUGAUUGUUCUUUUUUUUUUUUAUGUAAUCAGUUGCAAAUUUAUUAAUUUCACGAUCAAACCUAGAGAAAACCCUAAAAUUCUUAAAUAUGCUUUUAUAAGAAUCAGCAGAUUCUUAACAAUUCAAAAUAUAUAUGUUAUAAUGAAUUAAUGCCUGACUGUAGACAAAUGGCUUACCAACUGCAUGGUAUUUUUUCAGAAUUAGUGCUACAAGCAGAAGCCUUUAUGAUAUUGCAGGAGUGAUCUCUAUAAUGCUGAGCUAAUUUAUUUCCUCAUUUAAGCAAUUAAGUGUAAUGGCCCCUCCAGCUUUGAGAAAUUAAAUAAUGCUGGAUGUGCCCUACAUGAAGCAGACCAUUUCUUACUAUAGAUCCAAUUAUUUGCAAAAACAGGUUUAGUGAUGAACCUGCAUGAAAUUAGUAGACUAUUUCAGAUCUGUUCCUUGUAGAUAAUUGGCACUAAUUAGUACCCUUGCUGAUAGUCUCUUAGCAAAGCAUCCAAGAACUGAGUGAUCCGUGGAAACUGAGCUGCUAGCCCCAGAUGUGCUUCUUUAUAGGGCAGUGUUGAAAUGCUCGUGAGGCAAAGUAGAAAGCUCCUGUUGCCAUUGUCCAUGUUGUAAAUGUUCUUUGAAUGCAGCUGUUAGGGUUAUCAUUAUAGAACCUGUCAGCAUUCAAGUCACACUGAAAAGAAUCUCAUUUUAAAGUAUACAAAUAUUUGCAAGAAUCCUUAUUUUUAUUUAUGCAGCACUGAGGUUUUAGGGACUUGGAUUUGGUUCAUAGAAAUUUAAAAAACAAAUGAACAAUAAAAUACAUAUUAUUUUAGACCAAGUACAGGGCUGGCUGAGUUUACCUGUAUGCUUUACGUUCAUGUUGGCCAAAAAGGGGAAGACAAAUACAAUCCAGGAAUCCUUUCGUAUGUCAUUAACACACCAACUAGCAAAUAGUAAGGUUAGGGUAGUCAUCUUUUUAUGAAUUAUGGGUUAAUUGGCUGUAGGUCAGAAAUUCUGCUGAAAGUAAAUGGAGGACUUAGUUUUAUAUCUCACAGUUCUAAGUUUUCAAGAGUUGAUAGCUUGGUUUAAAGUGAGGGUUAGAAAGGGCUAGACCCAUUAUGUUCAUAAUAACCAAGAAUUGGUUUCAAAUAUAAUUUUUGUAAUAUCGUUUUUUGCAAAACAAAAGCACCAAGCUGGCAGUUAAGAUAUUGUCAGAGGUGCUCUCUUAAUUUAGAUAUUCUUGGAAAAUAAUACAUAUGUAUAAUAUAUGUACAUAUAUAUAUAUAUAUAUAUAUAUAUAUACACACACAGUAUAUAAUCUACAGCUCUGAGAGCUUUUAAGUCAGGAAUGCUGAGUAUUAUAGUAUAUUGAGGUCAGAAAAAAUUUUUACUUUUGUGUGUGUGUGUGUGUGCGCGUGUGCGUGCGUGCGUAUGCGUGCUUACAUUUUUCAGUAGUUUUGGGCUGCAUUAUUUUGGCGCUGAUUUUAUUUUGUUUUGUGCUUUUGUUCAGUUAUCCAUUUUCUAGAAUUUUACUUCAUCCUUCAUGGCUCUUGUGUUUUUCUUAGAUGGAGAUUUUGAAUUAUGUAAGCAAAUGUUUAAAAACUCACCACCCCUCAAGAUUACUCAUUUUUGUGCUUUGUCUUUUUGGCAGCUAUAUAAUAAAGGCAAAGGCAAAUGGGAGGGUUUUUUAAGGAACCACUGAUAAGAUUUCUUUUCAUCCUGGGUAGAGCCUAUGCAUUUUUAUUCAAUCAGUGAUUUCACCAGAUAUUGACAGUGGCCAAGCAGCGUUGCUAGUAUCUGAAAGCACAAUUUCAGUCAGUCAUGCCCUUCAGGACAAAGUCAUCUGUAGGGUUCUGGCUGUUCUGUCAUUUGUUUUUGCAUCUCAGACCUACUGUCUUUUCUGGUUCUCUGUGUGGACCAGAAAGUUGGUGGGGUGUUUGGAACCCUACAAAGGCUCAGGAAUAAAAAAAAAGUUUGAUUUAGCAAAGGAAAAACAGCUCUGUAUGUAAUAUUUCUGAUGUAAAUUUAUACUAUAAUUUUUAAUCUGGGCUUCCAUUAGACAGACAGCAGCUGCAGGCAGUCAUCUGUUAAUUAAAACUGACAUCUGCUUAUUUUUAAUUUUUAAAAAUUGGUAGCCAGUGCGAUUAGCAGGUUAAAGCAAAGACAAGUCUACACUUUGAAGUGAGUUCAUUAUCAGUGGUUGCAAUUGUAUGGCAGUUCAUAGGAGGGUUUCAGUGAAUUUGAGACCCUGUUCUUAUUGACAUUUUUUUGCCCUGAAAAAAGGUUGCAACAUAACAUCCACCCAUGACUUAACAAAAAGGUUGUGUAUUUAUUUUUGUUACAUGAUAUCCUUUGUAAAUGUUUGAUAAAAUAUGCACUUUUAGAAACAAAACUACAAAAAAAAUGAGAUCUUGAUGUUAGUUUUGUUUGAGAAGCUCCCUGGCAUGGUCAUUACAGACAGCUAUACAUGUGUCUCAGUUGUCUCCAAAAAUCAGUUGAUACUUUCAUGAAUUAACUUUCAGGAUGAAGCCUAUCAGUACCUGACUUUCAGCAGGUACUUCUUCAGAAUGGAAAGGGAUCUGAACUGGCAGUACUGAAGUGUUACAGAGUGUAGUGUCUCUCAGCAAUAUGAAUGUUGAAUUAUUUUAAGACAGAACUAGUUUAGAGAUCUCAAAUGAGAAAGGGGAAUUAAUUUGGAAUAGAAAAUAACACAUCUUCAAUCACUUUACUCCUCUUUCCCUCAUUUGUGAGUUAGCUACACAUUGCAGGAGCUACAGCCCACGAAAAUAGAACCAAUAGGAUUUACAAGCUCUUGGUACUAGGAACAUGAGUUGCAUUUAGUGAUGAUAUCUUGUCCAUUAAGGUAAAAAAAAA